Messenger RNA from Gorilla gorilla gorilla (western lowland gorilla), 1027 nucleotides. Its product is annotated as zinc finger protein 766-like. The record is from RefSeq and is a predicted model, not a curated record. Bases 1 to 384 code for a protein of 127 amino acids. NCBI's taxonomy places the organism in Eukaryota, Metazoa, Chordata, Mammalia, Primates, Hominidae. The transcript has 3 exons. Gene Ontology annotation, biological process: regulation of DNA-templated transcription.
AUGGUCUCACAGGCUUCAAGAGUGAACCUGCAGACCUUCACAGUGAGUGUGACAGCUCUUAAGGCAGCGCGUCCGGAGAUGUUCAUUCCUCCUGGUGGAGUCGUGGUCUCGCUAGCCUCAGGAGAGAAGCAGCAGACCUUCGUGGAACCUGUUACAUUCAAGGAUGUGGCCAUGGACUUCACCAAGGAGGAAUGGGGGCAACUAGACUAUGCACAAAGGGCCUUGUACAGAGAAGUGAUGCUGGAGAUCUAUGGCAACCUGGUCAUAGUGGGAUUUUGCAAGCCAUCUCGAAUGUUUCCCAAUACUAUUGCUUGGCAAAUAGCAAAAGUAAGCAAAAGUAAGUGUAACUGGUUUAUUGUAGAGUGUCACCUCAAUGGGGCAUAGAAGGUUAUGAAAUGGUUUUUUUUUUCCAAUCACUGCUUUCAACCAUAUUCUAUUGAAUUCCUCAAAUAAAUUAAUGUAUGAAUAAAUAUUGAAUGGGAAAGAAAAACCUAGAGGGAGGGCUUUAAAGAAGAGAGGUUUUCCCCUUUGCCAGCUCCCAGAGGAAGAAUACAAAUGGAAUAAAAGAUUACAAACUGUUGAAAAUAUUUGCAAUUCAUAUUACAGACAAAGGGAUCCAUUGCCUUAUUUAUCAAGAGCUCUUAGAAAUCAAGAAGAAAAAACAUGGAAAAUAUGAAGAGACUUGUCAGAGAGAAAUACAAAUGAUCCUUAAAUUUUUGGAAAGGUGUUCUACCUUUCUCAUUAUAUGAGAAAUGAAAAUCAAAACCAUACUGAGACACCAUUUCCUACCUAUCAGGUUAGCAAAAAAUUGAAAAGGUUUUUUUUUUGGUCUGUUUGUUUUAUUUGUUUGUUUGUUUUUUGAGAUGGAGUCUCGCUGUUACCCAGGCUUGAGUGCAGUGGCACAAUUUCGGCUCAUUGCAACCUCGGCCUCCUGGGUUCAAGCGAUUCUCCUGCCUCAGCCUCCUGAGUAGCUGGGACUACAGGUGCAUGCCACCAUACCUGGCAAAUUUUUUGUAUUUUUAAUAAA